CAUUGUGUUCUGAUGUUCUUCAGUUAGUUUCGAUUUUUCACGUCACAAAUCAAUACAAUUAGAAACAAAAUAGUGCUUGAAGCUACAUCAUGUAAAGCAUCAUUUCGAAGCAGAUUUAUACUGAUAUACUGAACAAUGGUACUGGUGAAAUCUUCGUUUCAAAAUUCCUUCAACUGUAGACUCUUAYUAAGAUCUUUAUCUGACAUUCGAUCAAGCAACAAACACAUUAGAUGGCCUGGAAAGUCUUGCAACAAUCGUAUGAUUCAACAGGGUGCAAAAUCUUUAAAUGSYGCCCYCGAUAAACYAGAARGAGAAGUGAAACAAUCAUAUUGUACAAGGCUACCCAACUUUAUGACAAACACUGACUUGUGGUUUGAUUGUACCAACUUGGACUCCUUAACUCGUCGARAACUUCAAAAGCUAUGCAAGAAAUUUGGUAUACGUGCUGUUAGCAAGACAGUUAAACUUAUUCAAGAUUUGAAAGAGUUUCACAACCAAAACCUUUCUGAUCCUUCUUCCAUUCUCCAUAGUCCAUUCAUUCCAGGUUUAAGCAAUUCYACAAGUAAUUACAAAAAAUCAGAGUCAUGUUUCRGUAAGAGURUUGACAAGACAUCARGKAUUUUCAAACCAUUGGGUGUUUCAGCUUCAAGUAUUAUGAGGGAUGAGGAAUUACUGCGAUUAUGUAAAACAGUUGGUGCCAGAACAACUAGCUCACGCAGCACUGCAAGCUCACUGAAUUCUUUAAAAACAAAUUUAGGAGAGUUGGAUAAAUCUUUCAGGAUUCUGGCAGAUACAAGRGAUGAAAAAGAAAUUUUUCUUGAGAAAAAGCCAAGUGUUUCUACAAUUUUAAACAUCGGAAGCAAUAAAAACAAGGCAUUCAUGAUUAGUAAAUGGAAGAAGAAGAAAGUUGAAGAAAUGGGAGAAGAAUCAUUCAAAAAAUAUCAGAAAGACAUUGUUCAGAAAGGCAAAAUCUUUCAUUCUUUCAUCAAGGAGUAUUUCUCAGGUACUGGUACAAAUGGUGCUGRUGGUGUUCAGGGUUAUGUACAAAGUGUUUCUAAUGUAUUGAAUGACAUCAGUUGCGUGAUUGCCACUGAAAAGAGAGUAUCACACUAUAACCUGGGCUACUCAGGUUUUCUUGAUACCCUGGCUUUGUACAAAGGCAUACCAUGYUUGAUAGAAUGGAAGACAUCUGAAAAACCUAAGAAAUCCCUGGACGAUUGUCAUGACUUUCCUUUACAGGUUGCUGCAUAUGCUGGUGCUAUUAACUCCAGUCCAUACUUCAGCGUACCYGUUACUAAUGGSCUAAUAGURAUUGCUUACAAUGAUGGUACUCCUGCUCAYGUCCACAAGAUGGACAUGCAGACAUGUGACUUCUAUUGGCAACAAUGGCUCAUAAGAGUUCACAAUUAUAAAAAGAGUUUGGAUCAUGUUGAUAAUUAAAUAGUAUCAAUGAAAUAAAUAUUUGUUUUAUGAGU
This is a messenger RNA of Exaiptasia diaphana, 1475 nucleotides long. RefSeq lists its product as uncharacterized. Gene Ontology annotation, biological process: mitochondrial DNA replication. Lineage: Eukaryota; Metazoa; Cnidaria; Anthozoa; Actiniaria; Aiptasiidae. The record is from RefSeq and is a predicted model, not a curated record. The transcript has a single exon. Gene Ontology annotation, molecular function: single-stranded DNA exodeoxyribonuclease activity. Gene Ontology annotation, cellular component: mitochondrion. The coding region runs from base 136 to 1440 and encodes 434 amino acids.